Messenger RNA from Drosophila ficusphila, 1668 nucleotides. RefSeq lists its product as uncharacterized. Lineage: Eukaryota; Metazoa; Arthropoda; Insecta; Diptera; Drosophilidae. Gene Ontology annotation, biological process: DNA integration. Bases 1 to 1668 code for a protein of 555 amino acids. Gene Ontology annotation, molecular function: nucleic acid binding. The transcript has 3 exons. The record is from RefSeq and is a predicted model, not a curated record.
AUGUACAUCUCAAGUUUGGAUCUGAAAGAUGCAUAUUGGCAGAUUCCUUUAGAUAUAAAUUCUCGAGAUAAAACUGCCUUUACAAUUCCGGGAAAGCCAUUGUACCAAUAUAAGGUGAUGCCAUUCGGACUAACUAACGCAUCCCAAACAAUGACCCGGUUGAUGGAUAAGGUAAUCCCGCCCGAACUUAGAAACGAAGUUUUCGUCUAUUUAGAUGAUCUUUUGGUGGUCUCAGAUACUUUCGAAACUCAUAUGAAGGUAUUAGACGCAGUGGCUGAUCAAAUAAAAGCAGCAGGAUUAACACUCAAUGUAGAAAAAAGAAAAUUCUGCAUGCGAUCAGUAAAGUAUUUAGGACAUAUCGUAGGUGAAGGUAUUAUCCGUACUGAUCCGGAGAAAAUUUCGGCCAUGGCAGACUUUCCACUACCCAAAAGUUUAAGAUCUCUUCGAAGUUUCCUGGGCAUGGUGGGAUGGUAUCGUAAAUUUAUCAGCAAUUUUGCCUCGGUGGCCGCUCCGCUUACGGAUCUGUUGAAGCCAGGAAAAAAAUUUCAAAUGACUCCAGAAGGCGAGAAGGUGUUUGUUUCGUUGAAGGAAAUGCUAUGUUCUGCCCCAGUCCUGCGAAGCCCUGAUUUUACAAGGCCUUUCUAUGUCCAAUGCGAUGCAAGCAAGUCAGGAGUUGGAGGGGUACUGGUGCAGAAGUUGGCCUCGCUGGGCUUUGAAACUCAAGGAUUCAAUUUCAAGAUCGAGCAUAGAAGUGGGAAGAUGAAUGUCGUAUCGGAUGCCCUAUCCAGAGUAAAUGAAGAAGAGACAGCCGCUAUAGAUGCGAUGCAGGGUUUAUUAAUUCCCAGGAAUUCAAGUCAGAAAAAUAUGUGGAACUGGCUGAGCGGCGGUAGUAUAGGUAUCUUUAUAGUUCUGGAUCAUUAUUCCAAGUUUGUGUUCCUUAAAGCUGUGAAGAAACUUACGGCGGAUGUUGUUAUCAAGUAUCUGCAACAGGAUUUGUUCCACACCUUUGGCGUGCCAGAGAUCCUUGUUUCUGACAAUGGCUCGCAGUUCAUGGCUGAAGCUUUUCAGAAAUUGUUAAGGGAACAUUCAAUUUCCCACACUUUGACUGCCGCCUAUUCGCCCCAGGCAAAUGCUUCGGAAAGAGUUAACCGUUCGGUUAUAGCAGCGAUACGUUCCUAUGUCAGGGCAGAUCAGAAGGAUUGGGACGAGCAUCUCAGUAGCAUUUGCUGCGCUCUCCAAACAGCAGUUCAUUCUGCAACAGGUACCAGUCCAUAUUAUAUGACGUUCGGGCAGAAUUUCGUAUCGUCUGGAGCAUUAUACAAGUUGCUGAGGACCUUGGGACUCCUGGAGGACAGAUCAGCAGUUUUCUCUCGGGAAGAUUCGUUAGAAUUGAUCCGGAAGUCUGCUUGCGAUGUCUUAAAAAGGCAAAAGGAAAAAAAUGAGCGACAAUAUAAUCUGCGAUCCAGAGAGGUAGCCUAUCAGGAAGGGCAGGAAGUUUUCUUCAAGAAUUUCCGGCAGAGAAAUUUAGCAUCUGGGUAUAGUAGCAAACUGGGUCCAGCGUAUUUGAAAGCCAGAGUCCGAAAAAAAUUGGGUAAUUCCUGCUACGAAUUGAAGGACUUGCAGGGCCGCAUUCUUGGGCGAUUCCAUGCCAAAGAUAUGAAGCAAUAA